Messenger RNA from Zingiber officinale, 1020 nucleotides. RefSeq lists its product as uncharacterized. NCBI's taxonomy places the organism in Eukaryota, Viridiplantae, Streptophyta, Magnoliopsida, Zingiberales, Zingiberaceae. The coding region runs from base 459 to 1001 and encodes 180 amino acids. The record is from RefSeq and is a predicted model, not a curated record. The transcript has 5 exons.
UUAACUUCACGUUUCUCUCCCAAAUCCCGCACACGCGAUUUCUCUUCGUCGGCGCACGAUUUCUUCUUCGUCGGCGCACACGCGAUUUCUUCUCCGGCUGCAUGCACGCGAUUUCUUCUUCGGCUUGCACGUGAUCUUCUUCUCCGGUCCCAAAUCAAGCACAACUCUAAGGGCUCUGACUUAAGGGGCAAGAGAUCUUCUUCUCUAGCUCCAAAUCACGCACGACUCUAAGGUGCGCAACCCUCCGGCUUAAGGCGCACGCGAUCUUCUUCUCCGGCAUUCUUUCCACGAUCCACCGAACAAGCUUAAGCUCAGGAUGAGGUGGGAAGAUAAAUUUCAGAUGAUAACGCGAUUAAUGAUGCAAGCUGCGAAGAAGAUAGUUCAUUCGACGAAGAGGACCUAAUCAAGGGUCUCAAAUUCCAACCAAUAUUGAUGGACGGACUAAAAUAAAUGUGGUUAUGAAUAAAUUUGUCGAAAAUGAAAUUCCUCGUGAAAUUACAAAUGAUAUCAAAGGAGUGAUUAAAGGAGUAUGGCCAACGUGGAAAAAGGUGCCUAGUGAUAUUAAAGAUUUACUUUGGGAAAAUUUUAAGUUGAGAUAUAAUUGGGAUAAUUUUACCGACAGAGAAAUGAAAAAGGUAUGGAAUGAAAAUUCAAGUGAGAGAUACAGGGCAUCCAUUCAUUUGGCUAAGAAAGCAGCAUUAUCAUCUGCACAAGAAGAUUUAGGAAGGAAACCAGACAUAUUAGAUAUGAUAGGUAGAGGACCUGAUUGGAUGGAAGCUAAUAUAUGGAAUGACUUGGUUAAAAUUCAUUGGAAUAAACCAGAUCACAAGAUCAAAUGUGAAAUUGCACGGAAGAAUAAAAUGACAGCGAAGGAUGGGUCUACUAUCAAACAUAUUGAGAGUUCAAUUUCUUUUGUAGCACACCGUGAGAGAAUGAAAAAAGAUUUGGGACGAGAUGUGGAUGAAUUUGAGGUUUUUGAACGAAUGCAUAAAAGAAAGUAAGGUACUGGAGAGUUUGUGG